AUCAGAGAGGCUUACAAAAGGAGCCUUGUUUGAUUGCAACGACCCUUCGCUCCUCACGAAGCACUUCUCCCACGUUCCCUCUCUCAAUUUGAUCUCACCGCUCGAUCUCUCUCUUCUGCUACUUUCCCUCGUCUCGAGUCCCGUACCUGUCCUCAUCGCAUCUCGCCACAAUGCGCGUCACUUUGCUUGCCCUCCUCCCUCUGGCGAUGGUCAUCGCUUCGUCUUCCAAAGUCAACGCCCUCAACAUGGGCGAUCUCACUCAGGAAGACAUGGAGAUCUUGGACGCGCGCAAUCACUGGUUCGAGCGCGAUCUCUACGCCGAGAGACGAUCCGUUCCAUCCGGUCCCACCUCAACUUCCGUCUCGGUCGUCCCACGUCCCACGGGAACUUCCGCACCCGGCACUGGCUGCACCAAGUCUGCCGACUGUGGCACAGGCAACUGUGAAAGAGGUGUCUGUAAACCCGUCGUCUCAACGGGCGCUCAAUGCUACAAGAACGCCAAUUGUGCCAGCUUCAACUGCACCAACGGCAAGUGUGUUCCCGUCAAAGGUCAAGGUGUCAAGGGUGAAACGUGCAACGCCUCGGAUCAAUGCACCGCAGGAUCUUUCUGCGAGUACUCCAAGUGCAAUGUCAAGGUGGCUUCCGGUGGAGUCUGCUACAAAGACGUCGGCUGCACGUCUGGAAACUGCGUCAACAAGACAUGUAUUGAACCUGCUUCCGUCAGCCGUGGUGGCCGUUGCACUAAGACACUUCAGUGCAAGACCAACUCUUACUGCGGUACCAACAACCGCUGUGCGGCUAAGGCCAACAAGGGUGGUGCUUGCUACAAGACCGAAGGUUGCGCCGCUGGCCUCACCUGCCGAAAGAAGAAGUGCCGCGCUUGAUCACAAGCUCCGUCUUCUCUCAGCAGGCGCUCGAAAGCGUCUCAUGCCGUCAAAAUCGAAGCUAUUCCAUCGAGUUUCGCGAAGCACGGCGGUCAGAGGCUUGAGUCACUCCGACAUUUGAGACCACACAUACCCU
Messenger RNA from Ceraceosorus guamensis, 1020 nucleotides. RefSeq lists its product as hypothetical. The transcript is spliced from 2 exons. Lineage: Eukaryota; Fungi; Basidiomycota; Exobasidiomycetes; Ceraceosorales; Ceraceosoraceae. The record is from RefSeq and is a predicted model, not a curated record. Bases 171 to 884 code for a protein of 237 amino acids.